AAAAAGAGAGACAAAGCUGAAAAUGAAAUAUUUCUUUGGACUGAUGAGGGCAGGAGAGGCAGGAUGUGGCAUCACCCUGCGCUCUGAGUGACUGUGGGCAGUGCCGAGCUGCUGGGGACAACCGGUGGUCGCUUCCUCCCUCAAGCCGCUAUUCUCCUCCAUAAUGCUUAUCAAAUAAUUUUUAUUUCAUUUUUCACGUGCCUGUCUGCCUUCAACUUCUAUCUUUGACUCCCGAAGUCUCUAAAUUAGGAAAAUAAAAGAUAGAAUCUAAAAAAACAAAAAUAGGAAGGGGGGAGGAGGAGGGAGGUGGAAAGAAGAAGGAUUAGGGCCCCCACGGAGCCGCCUAUAUGAAGAUGCUGAUGUGUGACCGCGGCGUCCAGAUGCUCGUGACGACGGUGGGCGCGUUCGCCGCCUUCAGCCUCAUGACCAUCGCCGUCGGCACGGACUACUGGCUGUACUCGCGCGGGGUUUGCCGCGUGAAGAGCAGCGGCGACAACGACACGAGCCGCAAGAACGAGGAGGUGAUGACGCACUCCGGCCUCUGGCGAACCUGCUGUCUGGAAGGGACAUUCAGAGGUGUAUGUAAGAAGAUUGAUCACUUUCCAGAGGAUGCUGACUAUGAAGCGGAUGCUGCUGAAUACCUCCUACGUGCCGUCAGAGCCUCCAGUAUCUUCCCCAUCAUGAGUGUUGGUCUGUUGUUUCUGGGGGGGCUCUGUGUGGCUGCCAGUGAGUUUUACCGGAGCCGACACAAUGUCAUCCUCAGUGCAGGAAUCUUCUUCGUAUCUGCAGGACUCAGUAACAUCAUUGGAAUUAUUGUUUACAUCUCAGCCAAUUCUGGAGACCCCGGUCAAAGCGACAGCAAGAAGUCCUACUCGUAUGGCUGGUCCUUCUACUUCGGCGCCUUGUCCUUCAUCAUGGCUGAAAUGGUAGGCGUGUUAGCGGUGCACAUGUUUAUCGAGAAGCACCGUAAGCUGCGCGCCAAGUCCCGCACUGAGCUCAUAAAGAAGUCCGCAUUCAGCCGCAUUCCUUCCUACCGUUACCGAUUCCGGCGCCGCUCAAGCAUGCGUUCCUCCGAGGCUCCCAGCCGAGACACAUCACCGCUGGGGAAGGGUGGCUACACUGGGCCGGCUGCCUCAGAGAUGCCCAUGUACACGCUGAACCCAAGAGAAGUGGGUAAUGCAGGCAGCAAACCAGGUGGCGGCAUGGGUGGGCUGCUCAACUCAGAGAGGGAGUUCCUCCAGAGCAGCACGCUAACUAAAGACUACAACAAGGACCCCAACCGCAGGACCACGCCAGUCUGAGGGAACCUGGCCGAAGAUAUCAUCCCAUCAGAGAAUCUAAUAGAGGGAGGAGGAGAGGAGAAACAUACUGGAUAUCCAAGCAAACAAAGGGAAUAGGAAGGGAUAUGGGGUCAUGAAGGGGUUGGUUAAUUUUGACUGUGAACUUUUAGCCUUUGAACUGUGAAUCCUUUGCCCUCCGAGAGGUUCUCCAGGUGUAUCGAAUGGGUUUGGAGGGAGAAGUUGUUUUCAACUCCACGUAUACCUGACAUCCAUAACCGCUUAUAAAUGACAGCAACUGUAAUCUGGGUUCAUAAUUUUCAUGUCAUUAACUGACACAUUUUUAAGGUGAACAACAGACUGACGUUGAGGUUACUGGUUUGGUGCAACUUCUCCUGAGAAAACGCAACCAAUGUGAAAUAUAGGAGGAGACCAAAAAGAAGAGAAAAUGUAAUAUGUUGUCUUUAGACCUCUCUCCUCUUGUGCUUUUGGGUAGAAAUGGGGGUGUAUUAAUGAAGGGAACCAGUCACUUUCCAAAUAGGGUAAUUAAGGGGAGAAAGUUCAACUUAUCAUGAGGCUAAAUUCAAUGUUAUUUUGGCUGCUUUCAGAAAACAAAAGGGAAUAUGUGGCAUUAUUGUUUAUUUCUACAUUUCUUUACUGGUUUCGUAUCAACUGACCUCAAAGGGAACUGAAACUGAAUUGGGCUGAUUCCAAACCAGAUUAUUCAAUGCUGGCUGCAGAUCAGCUGUUGGAGGGCGAGUAGAAAAGCUAAUGCUCAAUCCAUUGGUGCUUCCUCUCAACUGUGUUUUUCUGCCACUUCUUGAUUUAUUUUUUACCUAAAACUUCAAGACGACCAGACAUCUGUCCGUUUGCCUUCACAAAUCACCUUUUCGCCUUCCAUGUUUUUCCCUGUAGCUCCAUACUUCACCUCACUGACACCCUCUUUGCACAUCCCCUCACCCUACCUUCCCUGUACUUAAAAACAGUAGAUUUAGCUUCUGUCUUCCUUGUAGAGUAGUUAGGGGUUUUGGGUGUUAUUAUUUCAAGGUAAAGUGAGGGAAGGAGUCAGGUAUAAGGGAGACCGCUGAGCUGUGAAAUAUACAUUAAGGCAGUGCCAAAAAAAGCACUUAAAUAACAAGAAAUGGACUUUUUGUGUCUGCCCGCUACCUCUUGAUAAACAUAUUUCAGACUAAUUUAAUGUGAAGUUGUUUCUGAUUGCUCGGACAACUGUCCAAACUUAAACUGCUAAAGAGACUAAAUGCUCCAUUAGUUGAAGGAGGAGUCCCUCCAAAGGGGGGGUUCUUAUCGGUAAAGUGCUUGGCAUUAUUUAAAAGGCUUUUAAAUGUAACUAUUUGAAUUUGCAGCAGCAUAAUCCCAUUUUGCAAGUUUUAUAAAAAGCCAACUUUUAUUUUGAAUAUAUUUACUUAUUGGGAAAUGAUCCUAAUGGCUCAGUUAUUGGUAUUUAACUAGUAAUUUUUUUAAGUUGAUCAGAGUUCCUAAGAACUUCUCCGGAACUUUUUUGUGUAGUGAUGAUAUAACACAAUUGUCUGUUUUUUUUAUUUUUUUUAUUUAAACUACUAAACUCUGG
Molecule: messenger RNA, 2865 nt
Organism: Cyprinodon variegatus (sheepshead minnow)
Lineage: Eukaryota; Metazoa; Chordata; Actinopteri; Cyprinodontiformes; Cyprinodontidae
Gene: cacng3b
Product: calcium channel, voltage-dependent, gamma subunit 3
Exons: 4
Coding region: 348-1301 (317 amino acids)
Biological process (GO): positive regulation of synaptic transmission, glutamatergic; postsynaptic neurotransmitter receptor diffusion trapping; regulation of AMPA receptor activity
Cellular component (GO): postsynaptic density membrane; AMPA glutamate receptor complex
Molecular function (GO): channel regulator activity; voltage-gated calcium channel activity
Source: RefSeq, a predicted model, not a curated record